AGACCCACAUUUCGAGUUUAUCUAUUUAUUUCCCUGUAUGUGGACGAAGAUACCGCAUUUUAAUACUGUUUUGUGAAAGACCAUCGACCAAAAUAUAAAGGAGUAUGUGUCAAUCCACCCCGAUUUGGCAAAGACGAGCGAUUUAGACCGUUCUGAGGCUUUUUUUCCCCUACGAUUCUCCGUCAUUACCACAGAUGGCAAAGUUGUGAAUGUUAGACGAAACGCAUCUAUGUUUCCCUUUAGGUAAUACAAAUGUCAAAAGGAAAUGAAUAGGCAUUUGAACAGUAACAUCACGUCCGGACCUUGUUUAUCGCUAUUUUGCCACUAAACUAGCACGCCAUUACCCUCUGAAGGCAGAGGAACGAGAACGUCUUGGAUAGAUGUAGUCAGCAACUGCACGAGGAAUUAUAGCCGUCCUUGUUUAAGAAAUAUUUACAAUAGCGUAACAUCUCGCAUUAACUGAUACAGGUGACCAAAGCUAAGGACCUUUGGGAAGAAUGGCAACCAGUCUGUCGACAGAGGAAGAACAGGCUACUAAGCAGUUUCUGGAGGAAAUUACCAAGUGGACCACUCAGCAUGGAGUAUCCCCUCUGUCUUGGGACCUGGCUGUAAAGUUCCUCAUGGCACGCAAGUUUGAUGUCCUCCGAGCCAUUGAGCUCUUCCAUAAUUACAGGGAGACACGACUGAAAGAAGGCAUUGUCAGACUGCAGCCCCAGGAAGAACCCCUGCGCUCCGAGUUACUCAGUGGCAAAUUCACAGUGCUGAGUGUGCGAGACCCAUCUGGUGCCUCCAUAGCCCUGUACACUGCCAAGCUCCACCACCCCAAUAAAACUGGGAACCACGUGGUCCUGCAAGCUCUCUUUUACAUCCUGGACCGAGCAGUAGAGAGCUUUGAGACUCAAAGAAAUGGCCUAGUGUUCAUUUACGACAUGGCAGGAUCCAACUACACCAACUUUGAGCUUGACCUCAGCAAGAAGAUCCUCAAUUUACUGAAGGGUGCCUUCCCUGCCAGGCUGAAGAAAGUAUUGAUUGUGGGUGCCCCCGUGUGGUUCCGAGUCCCCUACAACCUGCUGAGUCUGCUGCUUAAGGACAAACUGAGGGAGAGGGUUCAGAUGGUAAAGAUGUCUGAUCUCCGCCAGUACCUCCCGAGGGACUGCCUCCCAGAGCACCUGGGGGGGCUGCUGCCUCUGGACGCCCCCGGCUGGAACCAGCAGCUUCUGGCCGGCCAGAACGGACACGUGGACCCCGUGGACGAACUCGUUGGCAUUCCUCUGGAGAAGUCGUCCGUUCACAUUCCAGGGCCCGAGGCCAUGAGUCUGGAGGAUCUCCGGGCCCACCUGGGCAGGCUGCAGCGCCCGGGGGUCCACCAUGAGUACGAGGAGCUCCGCACGGAAGCACCAUCCGGAACCUUCAACUGUGCCCUAACUUCAUACAACCAGGAGAGGAAUCGUUAUGGAGAUGUUCUGUGUCUUGAUCAAACGAGAGUUCGCCUUAAAGCCAGAAGAAAUGAGAGAUCAGACUACAUCAAUGCCAGCUUCAUGGAUGGCUACAAACAGAAGAAUGCAUACAUUGGCACUCAAGGUCCCUUGGAAAAGACGUAUGGUGAUUUCUGGAGGAUGGUUUGGGAGCAAAAUGUGCUUGUUAUCGUUAUGACAACAAGGACAGACGAAGGUGGCCGAAAGAAGUGUGGCCAGUAUUGGCCUAUAGAGGAGGGUGGCCAGGAGGUCUACGGUCACAUUGCUGUGGUCAACCAGAAAGUGGACAGCCACGCUCAUUACAAUCAGACCACUUUGGAAUUACACAACACCGAGACCUGUGAGGAAAGACGGGUGGACCACUUCCAGUACCUGAGCUGGCCGGACUAUGGAGUUCCUUCUUCAGCCGUGACACUCAUUGACUUCCUGUUGGCCGUGAAGCUCCAGCAGAGCAAAGCAGUCCGGACCAUGGGAGCUCAGUGGACGGGCCCCCCUCUCGGGUCCCCCAUGGUGGUCCACUGCAGCGCGGGGAUCGGCAGGACAGGUACAUUCUGUGCUCUGGACAUUUGUCUGUCCCAGCUACAGGACGUGGGCACUCUGAAUGUGAAACAGACUGUCCGGCUCAUGAGAACACAAAGAGCCUUCAGUAUCCAGACUCCAGACCAGUACUUCUUCUGCCACAACGCCAUUUUGGAGCACGCCCAGAGGCACGGCUUGUUUUCAGCCAACAAUUGAGGCCCUGAACCUCUCGCAUCGUUUCCUAACCAAUCAGUGUGAGCAGACGAGGCCUCCGGGACCAACUCAUUUCCCCCCUCCCCCCCUCCUUGAUAUCCCUUCUGGGUGGAGACAGAGCUGUGACCAAGAUCAAUGUUAGAUCAACAUGUUAGCAGCAGAUCUUUGCCAUGUUAGCAUCAGUUCCAUAUGCUGUGAUGGCAGUUCUCAAUGUUAAGGUUCAUUUAUUUUUUCCAAGAUUGUAGUUAGCGUUGUGACAUACUGCUCAGUAAUCACAUUGUGCAGUGUGGUAUAGGUGUGUGGCAGUUACUGAUAUGAACCGUAUGCAAAAUCCUUUCUAUCCCUAUAAAUAUGGACUAAGCAGAGAUGUUGGGCGGGGGAGGUGAACUCCAUUUUGAAGGACUUACAAGCAUCCCCAGCAUGUAAUGCCAGUGCAUUGUGCUUGAAGACUAUGACUGGGGUUGAGUAGCUUGUCAUUUGGACAUACAUUGUAAUAAGGAUGUGUGGUUGUUGCAAUACAAGCUUGUAACACGUUUCAAGUUUUCACCAAAAUCGAAAGAAAUUCCAUUCAGCUGUAUAUACAAAGGUCUGUUGUGACCUUUCAACACAUGGGUCACAAUAAAAGACAAUAGUUCAAAUAUAAAGAUGAUGAAGUUAUAUAAGGGUGUUAUGGUUCCUAUACUAGACCCUAAACUGGAAAUAAGACCGUUUUUUUCCCAGGCUAGUGUUGUGAUGACACACUGAAACAGCCUGACCUGUUGGUCGUCUCAAGAGGCCAGAGGCUGGACACCCGGGCCCCGGCCCUGUCCCACAGAGCAGGGGACACGGAAGACAUGGAAUACCAGCCAGCCUUGGGAUUCAUGCUGAACAAAGCAUACUCAUGCGUGUAGAGUAACUCAUAACCUGCCGUCCGUAUGUAAUGUUCAUUUUAUUCUGUAUAUGCAGAAAAGUCAUGGUCAUUUCGUCAUUUUUUAGUCAUGUAAAUGAGGUUUUAAAUCGUGUAAAUCCAUUGGUCAAAUGAGAUGGGAAACCUGAAUAAGCUUCUGUUUUGCCAAUGAAAUAUGGGACCAAUAUAUUCCAUGCCGAAGUUAUUUUUAGUUCAGCUUAGUAUGGCGGCGUUUGCUGAGACUAACUAUUGAAGCUGGUAGAUGGACAAAAUCAAAGUGAAUUGUAAAAAAGAUAUCUAAUAAUUAUAACCUUUUGUGAUCUUAACAGUUAACAUGUCAAUAGGGAUGAGGUAAACUAAAUGAUGUUUUCAACCUGUGUAUUUUAUUGUACUGAAAACCGCUUUAGUGUAAAACCUGAUGAUUGUGACAAGAAAAUUGUGUCACACUGCUUGAGUCCAAAACAGACCAAUCAGGCAGUCCCUGACCAGACAUCAAUAUAAUAUAUAUACUGUAUAUGACAUCAUUAUAAAUAUACACUACCCUAUCUUGUUCGCACUGAAACCAGACAGCAAGUCAUGUUUUCACUUUUCUUGUCAGAGUCUCACUAUUUCUCCUAGCACUGUAAUUGUGGGUAAAUGCUUAAAUUGCUUAAAUAACAAAAUUAACAAGAUAUUAAUAAGUAACUUCAAAUUUAUUUUGUUUGUAUGUGUUAAAGACUGCAGAAUCAUUGUCACAUAAACAUUAGUUCAUCAGAUUAUACAUCUGUCCAAAUUGUCUUUCUGUAUGCUUUAUAAUUCAGUUCUCUGCCUGUGAAUCAUUCGGUUAAAUGUAAAAGUAUGUGGAUACAUGCUCAGUAUACAGACACCUGCUUGUUGAACCUCUCCAUCUAAAAUCAUGGACAAUAUAUUGAAGCUCCUCCCCACUUCAGUAAUUGACUCCAAACCUUUUUACAUUUACUUUUACAUGAUGAGGGAUUUGGUUACCCUCAUACACAAUGAAUCUGCAAAAACAUGAAUGAAUGAAUCUGUGACUUGCCAGGCUGGUUCUAGUGUGACAAACGGUUGGAGCUUUUUAAUGUAUUUCUAAUGGAAACAUAUCCUGAAUUGUUGUUACAACAUUUUAGUAGAAACUCUCCCCCAAAAAGUGGAGGCAGUUACAGAAGCCAAAUAGAUAUCAACUCCAUAUUAAUGACCAAGAUUUUGGAAUGGGACGUUGUUAAAUACUGAGCAGACUGCAAACCUUUGGCCAUAUAGUGUAUAUGUUUAAUGACACAGCUGUAUUUUUGUCAUCUAUGUGGAUAUGAACACCCCUUAGUAUGUACUGUAUAUGUGACAUUUGCUAAUUUAGUCCUCUAGCAUAUGUUACAAAGUAAUGUAUGUUAAUUCUCAGUCAUUAUUUCGGAACGUGGUUGUAGUACAUUCAUUUUAAAGUCCCGGUAGUGAAUGACAUCAAAUGUGGUGCAGCUGGUUACCAGUCCAAUACUACAUUGAUUUGCUGAAAUAUGCUGGUCCAAUUGCAACAGCUUUUCCCUUUAUGCCUUCAGAGAUUACAUCAUGUGGGAAAUUCCAAGCAAGUGAAUGUUGCUAACUUGAUUGCUGUGAAAUUCACUUUUACGGUUAUCUAAUGAAUGUUUUGAUACUGAUUCCAACAAUUGUCAUAAUAAUUACUUAAUGUUGUCAUUCCCAUUACUGUACAGCGCCAGUACAUAGAACAUGUCAUGUUUUCAGUUGUUGGGUUGAAGUGGGCUCUUUGCUACUGAAUUCAUAUUGAAUUUGCUUGUAGUGAAGCAGAUUAUGUUUGCUAUCUUCAUGCACUCAAUAAUUGUAAGAUUAUCACUCUUAAUUAUGGACACAUAGUCUGACCAAUAGUAUUUUUUCUAUUGUAUUCAACUAUUUUUUCAAGUAAACAUUCUAUUUGCAGUAGUACAAGUAUGAUUGCAAGGAAAUCACUCAAGUAUGCUAUAUUAAAUGCCACUGUGUACAACAUCUGUGUUGCUUAUGGUAUUUUUUCUAAACUGAUUCUUUAUUAACAUUUGAUUUUAUAACAACAUUGCAAAUUUUUUCCAAUGCAGGUUACACUGCAAAUGGC
Molecule: messenger RNA, 5182 nt
Organism: Hypomesus transpacificus
Lineage: Eukaryota; Metazoa; Chordata; Actinopteri; Osmeriformes; Osmeridae
Gene: ptpn9a
Product: protein tyrosine phosphatase non-receptor type 9a
Exons: 13
Coding region: 498-2210 (570 amino acids)
Biological process (GO): protein dephosphorylation
Molecular function (GO): protein tyrosine phosphatase activity
Source: RefSeq, a predicted model, not a curated record